This is a messenger RNA of Pantherophis guttatus, 726 nucleotides long. RefSeq names its product ARF like GTPase 14 effector protein like (gene ARL14EPL). The record is from RefSeq and is a predicted model, not a curated record. Lineage: Eukaryota; Metazoa; Chordata; Lepidosauria; Squamata; Colubridae. Gene Ontology annotation, cellular component: intracellular membrane-bounded organelle.
UCAGACCGUGUACCAGUACUAACAGUUGAAUUUAUGCGGUGUCUACCUCUAGCAGAAAUUCGCUGUCAGAUUGUUUAUUGCAUUUUAACAAUCUUGUUAGGGAGAAAAGUCAAAACAAGAUCCACAAAAUUGGGAGUGGUUCCUGAAGGUUAGUCCUGCUGAUAGAAAGGAAAAGCCUGCUUUCACUUAACAGAUUUUGGAGCACUGUUAAAAGAUUUUUUGCAUACCUUUAAAAAUGGGUGAUUGUUCGGAAGGCCUCUGUCCUUCGGGGGGCCCGUCUGCAGAAGGGGAAUUGGCAGGAGGGAGCAGCGUAUGCACUAAGGAGAUGACCUUGGAGCAAAAACAACAGCAACAAAUUGAACGACAGCUAAAAUGCUUGGCAUUUCAAAAUCCAGGACCUCUGCUGGCAGAUUUCAAUCCAGAAACUCGGGAACAACAAAAGAAAGUCUGUAUGUCAAUGAUAAACCAGGAUUGUUUUAAUACGACAAAGAAGACUGUGAAGAAAUAUGACAAACACGGCCAUCUGAUUUCCAAUAAAACAGAUUUGUGUGAUUGCCUAGAGAAGAACUGCCUGGGCUGCUUUUACCCUUGUCCUAAGUGUAAUUCAACCAAGUGUGGGGCAGAAUGUCGCUGCAACCGGAAAUGGGUCUAUGAGCAAAUUCAGGUGGAGGCUGGCCAAGUCAUCCGAUUUCCAUUUCGAAACAAUUAAAUCACAUUACAUUUCCU